Messenger RNA from Perca fluviatilis (European perch), 3529 nucleotides. Its product is annotated as glomulin-like. Gene Ontology annotation, cellular component: cytoplasm. Lineage: Eukaryota; Metazoa; Chordata; Actinopteri; Perciformes; Percidae. Bases 1177 to 2649 code for a protein of 490 amino acids. The transcript is spliced from 16 exons. Gene Ontology annotation, molecular function: ubiquitin-protein transferase inhibitor activity. The record is from RefSeq and is a predicted model, not a curated record.
AGCCAGAGGACUACCAGCAGUUUAAGGAUUUUGGAUCUGCCUGUCUCACCGAGGGUGACAGUGCACAACUACUGAAAUUUCUUCAGGAUGAGAAAAACCAGGUACUUCAGAGUACUGACAGAGACAGAUCUGUUCUAUCCUCUAUCCUGACUAACAGUCGUCAUACCCUACACCUAUGAAGUGACAAAGACACUCAGUGUUAAUCUGUCAUACAGCACUAACAUACGCAGUCACACAGCAGCCUCCUGAGCAGGCACAUACAGUAGCUACUGAAGCGAACAGCAGCAGCCACUUCCCUGCUACCAAAAUAUGCUAAACAUCGACAUGCAGGCAGCCACUACUCUGUGCCUGCUGGCCUCUUGACCUGGAGGUGCUGGGAGUAAACAAGCAGACAUUCAGUUAGAUUUCUCGCUCCAAUGAUAACCCUCUUCAAUACUGCCCUCCUCUAAGUGCCCUAGCGCACAUUUAGAAGCAUAUGCCAUUUCUUACUCCUUCCUCUUUCUGAGGCCAAAACAAUCUCAGGGGGUUCAAAUGAUUGAUUAUCGAAUGAGAAAUCCCUGAAAUUGAACGUGGUCAUCGAGAAUAAGACUUGGUCAUGUGGCAUCUACCAAUAAACACUACAUGUCCAUGAUGUAAUAUGUACAGUAUUCUACGGUACAGUUCUUUUCAGUGUGGCAUUGGAGCCUCUUAAAAUAUAGGGACAAAAAUAGACAGUGUUCAGUACAUUUCAAAUUGAUACAUUGUAAUAAAUUGCUUGUGUAACCUGGUAUUUCAGUCAGUGCACACCAGUUCAGCUAAUCAUGCGAAAAUGUAAAAAAUUGUCUACAAGUAUAAAAUUAAAUAAAUAUCAAUAUUAAGUUUCUGAUAAUAAAUGUGUGAUGAAUGAAUACUCACUUUGGUUUUUACCAAAUUACACAAUUCUUUCCAGGCAACUUUUUGGAAAUUAUUGGGAAAUUAAAGUGUAACACAAAAUUACACACAUAGCUAAUAAGUAUACUGUAAUGACUUUUUUCUCUUGCACCUAGGGGAUUGUGAAGUCUAUGGGUUAUGUUCUAAUGGCACCUCUUGUAAAUGAAGUAGUUCAAAAAGAGAAGAGUCUUGAUCACUGCCAGGCUGCCAUCACACAUUUGACCAGGUGUCUGUUCUGUUGUUUAGACUUGCAGCCCGAAUAAACUCAUGCACAGCUUGCUUGAACUGAUUGAAGACAUUGAUCCAGGGGCCAUUUCUGAGACCAUCUUAACCCUUGUUCCACAUCUUCAAACAGUGCUGCUUCAGCUGGAUGACAACAAGGCAGCCUGUGUGGGCUUGGCUCUGACCGCCCUGCAAAAGCAGUUGUCCAGGCUGCCUGUGCCUUAUACCCAGCAGCAAGAGGAGGCUGAUGAGUAUGGUCUGUGUCGCUGCUACAAUGCCUUGGCUGUGUCUACAAAGCCAUUCAUAGAGGAGGUGAAGAGGAAAAAUGAAAACUGCACUACCACAUCUGAGGAUGAGGAGCUAAGGACUGAGCUUCUCAAGUUCUGCAUGAGGAGUUUGAGGGAGCCCUUGCUUGAGGCUGAACUGAACCGGGAUAGAAAAUCGUCACUGUGGCUCUUUGCAACAGAGAUAAUGGUCACACUACCUGCAAUCCAAGAGUCUCUGUCAGAGCUCCUUUUCUUCAGCACUCUAAAGAAAAGCACCCAGACAGACAACAGUCAGUCCAAGGAGUCAAGAGCUUGUCUGGCUUAUCUACUGUUUGUCCAGCUCAUCACCAUCGACAGCUUUCCCGCAGUAUUCAGUCCUGUAUUUGUUCUUCAGUGCAACAUGGAAUACAUCAAUCAACUACUCACUAGCAAAAAGGAAUCAUACUUGCUCAAAGGACUGGCACUGUAUGCAAAAAGCUUGGAGAGUGUGCAGGACAACAGCCUUCCAGUGAGUCUACUGGAACUGAAGAGCUUCUAUAGUGUACCACAGAACCUGAGGCACGUUCUUACUGACUGCCCAAUGCAGCAUUUGAGAGAAUCAGGACUACAGGUUUUACAGCUGUUCAUCAAUAAAUUAGAUGUUGAAGCAAAGCACAAGUUCUUCAGGUGCAUGUUGAAAACCAGCAACCACGCAGGAGUAGAGAGUUACAUAGUAAAAAACACCAGGAAUCAAGUUGAAUUUUCUAUGAAGCCGGGUAAUGCCAAUGAGUGGUUCCUUGGGGAGGAGUUUCUCUCGUUGUUGGGACUGGUGUUGUAUUUGCCACAAGGUGCUGAGACAGAUUUGCUGAACAGUAUGGAUAGGAUAAUGGAGAGUCUAAAUCUUCUACGCUACAUCCUUAUUAGAGACAGAGAACUAAGGAGAACUACAGGUGUGUGGGAAGAGCUGUGCAGGCUCAAAGACGAAUACCUAAAAAUGCUCCGUGUGUGUAUCAGCAUUUCAAGAGGAUAUUAUUCUGCUGAACUGAAGGCACUGAGGGAAGAUCAAAAGCUAAAAGCAAAAGAAGCCAGAGAUGCUGCCAGAUCCACCAGAUUAGUCAAAAGCAUUACAGUGCAACACCAGAAAGUGUCCAAUAUGUCCCCACAGGUACAGCACCAGGUGUUGCAGAGUGCUUUGGUGACAUUUGACCUGAUGGAGAGUCUUAUAGUCCGUAUCGAAGAGAUCACAGAGGAAAAGCUGAAGAUCCCAAACUAAAUUGAGGGGCUCAAGUGUCACUUCUGGGUUAUUUUUAUAAACACAGUUUUACUUUAUUUGCUCUGUUUGGCCGAUACAGAAACAUGCAUUGAUUACAAUUAUUUUCUUUUCUAUGCCAAAGUUAUUGUAAACAAAUGUAAAGCUUGUGCUGUUAUAGCAUCAAAUAAAACAACACAAGUGUGAAGUGUGUGAAAAAAUGCUGGAUCAUAUGCUGAGCUUUAUAGAAUGUCCCUAAGCAUCUCCCACACAGGACUGCUUUCAAUGAUGUGAGCCCGAGCCAGAGACAUCCGGUCACGGAUACUGUCUACAUGGGGCUUACUGGUGGCCUGCAGACAAAUGAGCCUGUGCUUAGUUCAAAGUAUUACAAGGAAACAACAUCUAAUGUAUUAUCUAGAAUGACCAAAUAACUUUUGUGCACUGCCUCUAUCUUUACCUUGGCAAUUGUCAACAUUCCUUUGACAAUCUCUGCAUUGUUUCGCACAGGCAGUAUCCUGAGAUUGCUGCCAAAGAAUCUGAAAGAGAAAAAGCCAAAUAAUCUAAAUCUUAUAAUCACAAUGCCUUUGUAACCAGUGUCAGUUAAACAAACCAAGUUGGGUAGAAUCCCUCCAGGUAACAACUUGGGGAAGUGACUGAAACAGCCACUAGCACAGCCAUGUAUCUACCUCAGUUGAAUCACCGACAAGAUUUCCAAUUCCUUUUUCCCAUUAAAGGGGGCAUAUAGAAGUAGAAAGCUGUUCCGGUGUACUUGCACAAAUGUCCUUAUCCUCUUAAUGAGUCCAGAUUCCUCAAAAUGCUCCAGGAGGUCUUGAGGGUCAACCAACAGAAAUGCUGUACCUGGGGAAGUUGUAAAUGUUACAAAUAAACUAAACACAAAAAUGCA